Messenger RNA from Mycena indigotica, 1491 nucleotides. RefSeq names its product Major facilitator superfamily multidrug-resistance DHA1 sub-family. Gene Ontology annotation, molecular function: transmembrane transporter activity. Lineage: Eukaryota; Fungi; Basidiomycota; Agaricomycetes; Agaricales; Mycenaceae. Gene Ontology annotation, biological process: transmembrane transport. The record is from RefSeq and is a predicted model, not a curated record. The coding region runs from base 1 to 1491 and encodes 496 amino acids. The transcript has 9 exons.
AUGCAAACCAGUUGGGGCACGGAGAUCAACAGCGCGAGAAGCAUUUCUUCUUUCCUACCUCUCAGUACCCAACAAGGAGCAAUGGAGGAGCCUCAAGCUGUGGCCAAACGGCGCACGCCGCUGCCAAAAUUUCAGGUCUUCAUUCUCCUGUUCAUCCAGUUCGCAGAGCCAGUUACAGCGCUGGUCAUCUAUCCGUUCAUUAUGCAGUUCAUUCGCGACAUUGGUAUUACGGGAGGGGACGAAAGCAAGACUGGGUAUUUUGCCGGCAUCAUUGAAUCGGUCUUCUUUCUGGCGGAGUGUUUGACCGUUUUUUGGUUCGGUCGUGCAUCCGACCGUUAUGGGAGGCGGCCAGUUCUGCUAUUCGGGCCCUUCGGCCUCGCGUUAUCCAUGCUUGGGUUCGGGAUGUCGAAAUACUUUUGGUCGAUGGUCGUAUUUCGAUGCAUGCAGGGAGCUUUUAACGGGAAUAUCGGCGUGGCGAAAAGCGUCAUGGCUGAGAUUUCGGACUCGACUAACAUUGCCGAGAUCUAUGCACUGCUGCCCUUGAUGUGGACGGCCGGUGUUACGAUUGGGCCGUUUAUCGGAGGGACAUUCGCUAAUCCAGCAGCGACAUUCCCUGGUUCGCUGGGGAAAAUCCAUGUUUUCCAACAAUAUCCCUAUCUUCUGCCCUGCGCCAUGGCUGCGUCGCUGGCUUUCCUUGCAUUUACAUUUGGAUUCCUGGGGCUGAAGGAGUCACUUCCUUCCGCGAUCGCGAAGCAGAAGAAGUCCCGUCAAGGCACGGAGACAGAACCUUUACUUAGUGACAGCGAAGAAGUAUCCGGCGAGGAGGCUUCGAUCGACUCUCCACCCCCGUUGCGCGAGCUGAUCACCCGUCCCGUGGUUAUUGCGCUCACAAACCAUGCCUUCCUCUGCUUUUGUCAGAUGUCCUAUGAUGUCAUGAUUCCUCUUGUCUACGCAACCCCCAUCGAACUCGGAGGGCUUGGGCUCACCCCACAGUCGAUUGGCCGAAUUAUGGGUAUCAUCGGCUUCGCCAAUGUAUUCACCCAGACCCUACUUGCUCCUAAACUCACGCGUCGAUUCGGAGCACACAUGGUCUUCCGCACCACGUUCAUUCUCCUUCCAAUCGCUUUUCUGGCGUACCCCCUGCUCAACCACUUUGCUCGCAAAGCAGGCAGGGUCGACGGCACCGUGAUCGCCAUUAUGGCAGUCCAGCUCAGCGCCAGCUUCUCUAUCUUCCCGACAUAUGGAUGCACCCAAAUAUUCCUUGCCGAUGCAGCACCACCCAACGGUCUGGGAGGCGUCAACGGAAUAGCUCAAAUGGCGUCUUCAACCCUGCGAAGCAUUGCUCCGUCACUUGUCGCUUCUCUGUUUGCGACCUCCGUAUCAUACAACCUUUUAGGAGGCAACUUGGUCUUCGUCGUCUUGUUUGGUCUGUCGCUCUGCGGCUUGCAAGCGACCUUCCUUCUACCGAAACAACUAGGGUCAGAGAACUGA